AUGACAGCGCUGUUCAGUGUACCGUUGUCAAUUAUUCUGGUGCUUUUAAUUUUUAAAGGAAAUAUAAGAUGUUUUUUUCAUCGUAAACUUAAUGUUGACGAAUUGAAGAAUAUGAUUGAUAAUAAGGAAAUGUUUAUGAAUUUAAAAGUGUUAGAGAAAAAUAUAAUCACCUCGUUACAUUCUGAUGAAUUGAAAGUACCUAUAGUAACACCUGAAAAUGUGUCCUAUCUGGGAGACAUGUCUAAUUUCAAAAUAAUAAAAAUAAACUCUGAGGGUGGAAUUAGGGAUAUAUAUAUAAUACCUCGUCCAGAUGCUACUGCAAAUGAUUUGAUCAAAUACGAGCAUAUCACAAAAGAGCAACUUAUAAAAUCAUACACUUUGGAAAAGUCGGAUUUAGUUAAGAGGAAGAUUAUAAUUAUACGGACCCUAAAAAUAAUUAAACUUAUGUUAACCCCUAUGAUUGCGUAUAGAAAAACACAAGAUUUAAAGGAAUCGCUCACGCGAAUAAAUGCAAUAUUCCAUUACAACAAUGAUUUGUUUAAGAACGACAUUUCUAAUACAUAUAAUGACGAAUAUUUUAGAGGCAUCAUAAACCACAUUAAUGAAUUAAAGAAAAUGGACCCAAAGAGCAACGCAUAUUCGUCUACCAUAUUGAACAAUGCCAUCUUUGAUGUAAAGCGUCCCAGUGAUUUACUUUUUACCACCAAUGACGAUAUUAGUUUUAUGGCUGACUUGGAUAAAAUAUCGAACAGCUACGGAAUUUCGAUAUUCCAUUUGGUGGGCUCCCAUCUGAUAGCGUUAGGAUAUUUUGUUGUCCUUAAACUAGCUCUCAAGAAAUUUCAGAGUUAUUUCGUGCAUGGAGAAUUAAGGUUUUUUAGCUGGCAAAAAAUUUUACAAUAUAAUGUGUCAGAUAGGUUUAGGCUACUUGACGCGAUGUGCGACGCCGAUGGGGUUAUUUAUUCAGACAAGAAGCGAAGAAAAAUCUACUUAAAGAAAAACAAAAACUCCUCAUCGGAAGAGUGCAUCAUAUUGGAGUUCCUAGUUCAUCACUUUAACAAAUACCAAAUGGAGCUCAUCACAAAUAUAUACCAAGAGGACUUUAAAACGCAGGUGCUGCUAGAGCACACACACAUGAAGGAUGAUUUUUUAAAAUUUAUGUGCAACAGUAUUUACUACUGUAAUGUAUACAAUAGUUCUCCUUUUAUAAGGGAGGGCAUCAAUCUGACUCCCUUGAGCAACCGCCCUUUCUACUUUAGGAGAAUAAACCCGUUCAACUUGUACACAAAUUAUUUCAACUUUGUAAUGCGGUACAAUCAUUUCACGCCGAAGAAAAUUUUAUACAUGCAUUUUUUAAACCUGAUUGGAAUUUUAAAUAACGAGAGUAAGGCUUACGUAACUUCACUGCACCUACCAGGAUAUUACAACGCUAUUCAGUUGGCCUUUGAUGACACUUCCAGCAUCACCGACCUAUUCCGCAAUUUGAUAGAAUGCAUCCGCGGGUGUAUUUCCCCACGCAAAAAGAAAAGGGCAUCAAAGGCUAAAUACCAAUUCGUUUACGAACAGUUGAGAAUGGCAAAGUGCGACAUGUGUAAAGGAACCUUCAUAUAUAUUAAUAAAAAACAUGAGGAAAACCCAUCCAUGCUACAAAAAUAUUACAAUUACGUCGCAAACGUUGUCAAAAUAGAUAAUGUGAGCACGCUAAUAAGAAAUGUGGACAUUUACGAGGAUUACGAUAACUUUUUGACGAACGAUAUUAAUUGGUACACGUUUUUGUUGCUCUUUAGACUUACUUCCUACAAGGGCAUUGUCAGUAAUAAUGUAGCAGAAGCCAUGUAUUUGAGUUUAAAAAGGGAAGACAGCUUUCACCUAACAGUUACCACAAGCUACUGGUUUCCUUCCGCUUUGAAAAAAGCUCAUACAUUGUAUGUCAGGAGAAACAUUCCCUUCAGCUUAGUAGAAAAGCUAGAAAAUAUGCUAAGUAGCACCUCCAUAGAGAAAAAGAAAAAAAGCAUCCGAUUCAUGGUGCACGUGAAUUCUUACUUACAGUUGGAUUUUUUUAGCUACCUGAAUGAACCCCCAGUUGGGGAGAUGCGUCCCUUUGCAUUGUCCAUAAUGAUUGAGCAUAAAUUUAAGGAGUGGUACGAUCAUUCUCAGAUUGGUUAUUUCUUCUUAAAUUAUGAUAACGAGUUUGCAAGAAAUCGGAUGAGAGACAACAUAAAGUCCGGAAAUUUUGUAGCUCCAAAAUAUCAGAAGUGGAAUUUAGUGCUAAAAAGAUACAUAAUGAGAGCAUACGAAUCGUAUUUCGAACAAAGGAACGUAAAAAAUUUAUUCAAGUAUCAUAAUUUUUACAACAUAAGUAAAAGAAUUUUGCUAAUGAAGGACUGCUACGAAUUAUAUUCAAAGCAUUAUAAGGACAUGAUUUUUCUGGCGGAUAUAUUCAAUAUAAGAAAAUACUUAUCGUCUACCCCUCCUACAAAGCUUCUACUAGAUAGAACAUUGUAUUAUAUGCAUUCGAUUGCUGGGAAUUCUUUAGAUUUCUAUAGGUAUGGCAUCAUAUACGGAUUCACAAUGAAUGAAAAAUGUUUUAAAGAAAUUGUGGACGAAUUAUUUGGGAUAUUUAAGGCGAACAGGAAUAUUUUCUCGGACAUUUCCUUUUUGCAAGCGGUCUAUUUUUUGCUUAGAAAAAUUGAGAACAGCUUCGGUGUGCAGCGGAGAAACGACGAAAUGAGCUUAAGCAACAUCUUUUUCUUCAAUGUAUCAGAAAAUUACUCAAAAAUGAGCAAGGAAGAAAGGGAAGAAGAAAUACACAACUCCAUGUCGUCAAAAUUCUUCGCCAAAACAGUGUUUACCAUGUUUCAAAUGAUUUUUUCCAUGAAAUUAAGUAAUAAUGCAAGCACGCUUGAUAAGAAGUAUGGAUCAGCAAAAAUGAUUGGAAUCUCGUUGCACGAAACCGCAUUUUUUAAAGCUGCAUAUGCUUAUUAUGGAAGUAUACUGGAUAAUGUGAAGAACAGCUUUUUACCUCCCUAUGCCAAAAAACCUAUUAUUCAAAUAAAAUAUGGAAAAACAUUUAUCUUCGCAAACUUAUUUCUGUUAUGUUCAAAAAUGUACACCAUAUUGAAAUUAAACAAUUUAAGCAUUUUAUGUGAAAACCAGGCUAUAGCUAGCCCUAACUAUUAUUCUUCCGAAAAGGUGAUUCAGUAUAUUAAUAGAAAAUAUAUAGGCAUUAACUUAACCUUUUUUGUAAAGAGGAUUCAAAAUGUUGGCACCCAACCGAACGAAUUUGAAUUUAUUUACGAUAAGUUACUCUGGCCAGAUGUUGGCAAACCUAUGGGUAUUCUAACUGCCUAUGUGACUUCUAAUUUGUUUGUCAGUUCUGGAAGUGUGUUCCCCGAAAGUUUUUUUGGAAGAAUCGGGAAUCAAAUAAAGCAAGGUUUAAGCCUAACUAGGGGACUUCCCGAAUUUUUGAAGAAAAAGCCAAUCGUGCAUUCGCUUAUUAAAAAGACCUUUAUGGAAGUUAUUAAUGGGUUACUGUGCACCAUAUUUUUAUUUAAUUUUAUGCGCAUGUAUGCCAUAUACCAGACGUUCGUUUAUAUCUUUGUGAACAACAUCAGGGUGCUACACCGAUUUUAUCGAGUAGUGGAAUACUAUGCUUCGAAUCUUGUUAAGGUGUAUUUUAGAAGAUACACAACGGAUAAACUCUUAAAAUUGGUAAAUGAAAAAUUAAGAAGUAUCGAAAGGAGGGGCUACAUGGAGGAAUCAAUGAAUGCUAGAGUGAAAUACAAAAUUGAUAGGGACACUAAUAUGCUGUCCAAUUUUCGAGGGAAUACAUCCAUGUUGUCUCCCCAGAUAAUAGACAAUUUGCUCAAAAAUGCAUAUUCAUUUUACGUAGAUGAUGCUUCCUUUUUUGACGAUUUGGGGGAAGAAGAGAAAUUUUUAAAUGACAAGUAUUACAUUUCUACAAAUUAG
Plasmodium vivax (malaria parasite P. vivax) is the source of this 3966-nucleotide messenger RNA. RefSeq names its product cytoadherence-linked asexual protein (CLAG), putative. The coding region runs from base 1 to 3966 and encodes 1321 amino acids. The transcript has 9 exons. Lineage: Eukaryota; Apicomplexa; Aconoidasida; Haemosporida; Plasmodiidae. The record is from RefSeq and is a predicted model, not a curated record. Gene Ontology annotation, biological process: adhesion of symbiont to microvasculature.